AUGGCGUCGCUGCAAAAGCUCAGACACGCGUCCCAGAUCGCCGAGUGGUACGACUACUACUUCGCGUCGCGAAAGGAUCCCCGAACCGAAGGAUGGGGAGGCAUAGAGGACGCCCGGAUCGUGUUUCCUCUCUUGAUCGGCUACGUCUACUUCGUCAAGAUCGCCGGGCCCCGCUGGAUGAAAGACCGCAAACCGUUCGACCUCAGGUGGGCCGUACUGACGUACAACGCGCUGACCGUGAUCGCCAACGCCUACUUCGCCGUGAAGCUCUUUGGACUGACCUACGCCAGCGGUCACUACAACCUAUUCUGCCAAGGUGUCAACUACCAGUCGCCAACCGAAACGGACAUGGCCAUUCUGAAGCUCGGCUGGUGGUACAGCUUCGUGAGGAUCGGUGACUUCAUGGACACGGUGUUCUUCGUGCUUCGCAAGAAGAACUCGCAGAUCACCUUCCUACACGUGGUACACCACUUCCUGGUCGUGUUCAGCGCGUGGUUUUACAUGAACUUCGGCGGUGACGGGCACACGGCGCUGGGCGGGUGCGUGAACGCCUUAAUCCACGUGAUCAUGUACUCGUACUACUUCCUCGCCGCCCUGGGGCCUUCGAUGCAGAAGUACCUGUGGUGGAAGCGCUACCUGACCAAGCUGCAGAUCGCCCAGUUCGUGGGCCUCAUGUUGCACAUGACGACCACGCUUUUCUACGACUGCGGAUACCCGAGGCGACUCGCGUUACUGGCGCUUUCGCAAGGCUUCUUGGGUCUGGGGCUGUUUAUCAACUUCUACGUGCAAAGCUACGUCAAGCCUAGAAAGUCGAGAGCGGAAAAAGAGAAGUCUGUGAAAAGCAGUUGA
This is a messenger RNA of Rhipicephalus sanguineus (brown dog tick), 849 nucleotides long. RefSeq names its product elongation of very long chain fatty acids protein AAEL008004. Gene Ontology annotation, molecular function: fatty acid elongase activity. NCBI's taxonomy places the organism in Eukaryota, Metazoa, Arthropoda, Arachnida, Ixodida, Ixodidae. Gene Ontology annotation, biological process: fatty acid elongation, polyunsaturated fatty acid; fatty acid elongation, monounsaturated fatty acid; sphingolipid biosynthetic process. The coding region runs from base 1 to 849 and encodes 282 amino acids. The transcript has a single exon. Gene Ontology annotation, cellular component: endoplasmic reticulum membrane. The record is from RefSeq and is a predicted model, not a curated record.